UACGAGAUGAGGAUAGGCAGGGGUGCCACUGAGGACUGAGGAAGGGCCCAGGUGGGUGAGGGAGGUGCUCGGCUGGCCCUAGAAAAGCUCUGGGAGCGACGGCCUCAGUUACCACGGGCUGCUGCCUGCUGACACGACCUUUCCGUCUCUGGUCUGAAGAGGGGCUCCCGUGGUUAUCACUGGAGGCACCGAACAUGCUUCUGAAAGCCCCAGAGAAACUUCAGCAAAAAUAUGGCCUAUCCCAAACCAGGCCAAACCGCGGGCCCUGAGCCCUCCCCCUCAGCCGAGCCGGGCCGAGGGCGCAUUUGGUGAGAGUCUGGCGGCCUCUACCGGAGCGCCUCUGCAGAGGGCCGUUCCUCCAGCCCGGGGACGACAUGUGGCGCUCGGGAGAGCACCUUGCAGAACAAGGAGUAGCUUGCUGGCUUUGAACGCGUGGCACAUAUUUCAGAAAGCUUCAAGAUCAAGUUGGAGAAAAGAACAGUUAUUCUUCCAAAUUCAUCUGCUUCAACUAUUAUUCUUAUUGGGAAUGGACAAUGGAAUGUUCUCUAGCUUUAUCAUGAUCAAAAACCUCCUUGUCUUAUGUAUUUCCAUGAACUUAUCCAGUCACUUUGGCUUUUCACAAAUGCCAACCAGUUCUGGAAAAGAUGAGACCAAUGAUAACAUCACAAUAUUUACGAGGAUCUUGGAUGGACUCUUGGAUGGCUACGACAACAGACUCCGGCCCGGGCUGGGAGAGCGAAUCACUCAGGUGAGGACGGACAUCUACGUCACCAGCUUCGGCCCAGUGUCCGACACGGAAAUGGAGUACACCAUAGAUGUGUUUUUCCGACAAAGCUGGAAAGACGAAAGGCUUCGGUUUAAGGGGCCCAUGCAGCGCCUCCCUCUCAACAACCUUCUUGCCAGCAAGAUCUGGACCCCAGACACGUUCUUCCACAACGGGAAGAAGUCCAUCGCGCACAACAUGACCACGCCCAACAAGCUGCUGCGGCUGGAGGACGACGGCACACUGCUCUACACCAUGCGCCUGACUAUCUCUGCUGAGUGCCCCAUGCAACUUGAAGACUUCCCUAUGGAUGCCCACGCUUGCCCUCUGAAAUUUGGCAGCUAUGCGUACCCUAAUUCCGAGGUCGUGUACGUCUGGACCAACGGCUCCACCAAGUCCGUGGUGGUGGCAGAAGAUGGCUCCAGACUGAACCAGUACCACCUGAUGGGGCAGACGGUGGGCACGGAGAACAUCAGCACCAGCACAGGUGAAUACACAAUCAUGACGGCUCAUUUCCACCUGAAAAGGAAGAUUGGGUACUUUGUCAUCCAGACCUACCUUCCCUGCAUAAUGACCGUGAUCUUAUCACAGGUGUCCUUUUGGCUGAACCGGGAAUCAGUCCCAGCCAGGACAGUUUUUGGGGUCACCACAGUGCUGACCAUGACCACCCUCAGCAUCAGUGCCCGGAACUCUCUGCCCAAAGUCGCCUACGCCACCGCCAUGGACUGGUUCAUAGCCGUGUGCUACGCCUUCGUCUUCUCUGCACUGAUCGAGUUUGCCACAGUCAACUACUUCACCAAGAGGGGCUGGGCCUGGGACGGCAAAAAAGCCUUGGAAGCCGCCAAGAUCAAGAAAAAAGAACGUGAACUCAUCCUAAAGAAGUCAACAAAUGCUUUUACGACCGGGAAGAUGACCCACGCCCCAAACAUCCCAAAGGAGCAGACCCCCGCAGGGACCUCUAAUGCAUCUUCAGUCUCAGUGAAACCUGAGGAGAAGCCUUCCGAAAGCAAAAAGACUUACAACAGCAUCAGCAAGAUUGACAAAAUGUCCCGAAUUGUAUUCCCAGUCUUGUUCGGCACUUUCAACUUAGUUUACUGGGCAACAUAUUUGAAUAGGGAGCCGGUGAUUAAAGGAGCUGCCUCUCCAAAAUGACCCACCGCGCUCCCAAACUCAAAGAGAGCCAUACUCCCAGCGAAGUUGUACCACGGAGGGCUUGAGCUCAGAGGGCCUCUCCACGUUUGGGCACUCUCUUUCAGGAAAUUUUUGCAUGUUUAAUAAUAUGUACAAUUAAUAUUGCCUUGAUGUUUCUAUAUGUUACUUCAGAUGUUUCAAAGAUGUCACAUUGGUAAAUAAAGCAAACAACUUUCUAGAAAAACAGGAGACGAUGACUGACACUCAGAUACUCAGUAUCUUACAUUGAUAGUUUACAAACAAGAUAAGUCUAUUUUUAACUGCUCCAAGUGUUACCUAAUGAUGUUUUCUAUACUUCCAGUGUCAUUUCAUACAAAUUUUCCCAGCAAAGAAAUAUUUUAGGAAUGCUCCAUGGUUAUUACUUGACCAACUAGUGCAAGAAACGAAGAUCACAAAGAGCACAUUUUUCAUUACGAGGAAACUUGGACAUUUAUGUACAAAAUGAAUUGCCUUUGAUAAUUCUUACUGUUCUGAAAUUAGAAAAGUACUGCAUGAUCUUACAUGAAGAAAUAGAAUAGGCAAACGUUUAUACAGACAAAUUUAAUAACAGAAAUAUAUAGUAUGUUAGAUCAACAGAUAAAAUAUUUCCCCGGGGGAAAAGUUUAACUACUUAAAAAUUCUUUUUUUUUUCCUUUGGAAAAGAAAUUUAUUUCCCACCCCACCUACACCUCCCACUAACCAGGAAAGAAAAGGCAAUGUGAAAACGAGAAGAUGUGUGAUGACAUUCUCGGCAUUUGGCACAUACGUUCGCUGUCUCUGAAACAUUGACCACCUCUCCCUGCAGCCAGCGUGUAGUGCUUCAGUGGUGAGACAUUGUAAUUGAGUUAUUUUCCUUUUUAUUUCCAUGUAUGUAUUUCAUGAUUGACUUAUGGCUCUGUUAGCUUUUGUAUAUGAAUCUUAAAUGUUCAAUAAAAAAUGAACUAAUCUUGUG
This is a messenger RNA of Propithecus coquereli (Coquerel's sifaka), 2885 nucleotides long. It is a transcript of the gene GABRA5, whose product is annotated as gamma-aminobutyric acid (GABA) A receptor, alpha 5. Lineage: Eukaryota; Metazoa; Chordata; Mammalia; Primates; Indriidae. The record is from RefSeq and is a predicted model, not a curated record. The transcript is spliced from 11 exons. Gene Ontology annotation, biological process: signal transduction; nervous system process; synaptic transmission, GABAergic. The coding region runs from base 527 to 1915 and encodes 462 amino acids. Gene Ontology annotation, cellular component: dendrite membrane; neuron projection; GABA-A receptor complex. Gene Ontology annotation, molecular function: transmitter-gated monoatomic ion channel activity involved in regulation of postsynaptic membrane potential; GABA-gated chloride ion channel activity; inhibitory extracellular ligand-gated monoatomic ion channel activity.